This is a messenger RNA of Phytophthora infestans T30-4, 2217 nucleotides long. RefSeq lists its product as uncharacterized. Gene Ontology annotation, molecular function: protein binding. The record is from RefSeq and is a predicted model, not a curated record. Bases 1 to 2217 code for a protein of 738 amino acids. Gene Ontology annotation, biological process: mRNA splicing, via spliceosome. The transcript has a single exon. Lineage: Eukaryota; Oomycota; Peronosporomycetes; Peronosporales; Peronosporaceae.
AUGAGCGAUGCACCGACGCCUCCGCUACCCCCCGCAAGCCGGCGGACCAGCGCGAGCCCCGUGAGUUCCGCGGCUGCGCAAUGGUCUCAUGUGGGCCAUCACCGCACUAGUAUCUCUCCGGAGGCGACCUUCGAUGAACAGGACGCGCAGAUCAAGCAGGAGCUGCUGGCGCUCAUCACUCAGUACCUGCAGCAGGAAGGCUUUGCCAUGUCUAGCGCUACGAUCCAGGACGAGGCCAAUGUCAAGUCCCACGGCAGACUACAGGAGCGGGACGCAUUGCGUCGUCUAGGAUCCGCUAUUAUGGACGGGGACUGGGACCUCGUAGCCAAACUUCUGGGCAAGCACCUUAAGAAGUUUCACGCCGCCCACCAGGGCUUCCUCUACGCUGUAUGCAAGCAGGAAUACUUAGAGCUCAUCGACCGACAAGAGUAUCAGAAGGCUUUCACCUUCCUCACCACGCACCUCAAGCCGCUGGAGAAGGUGGCGGUGGCCACGAGCUCCAGUCGCCACGAGUUCAAAGAGCUCUGUUACUUGCUCACAUGCAAAGCUGUGGGAGAGUCAGACGCCUUCCGUGACUGGGAGGGGGUCGUUAGGUCAAGAGAGAAGCUUGUGGAGCAGUUGAGAGCUACCUUCGCUCUGGAAGAAGUCAUCUCUCCCCAACAGGACGGAGAUGCGGCCAUGACGACUCCACCGGUGGCCAUGCCAGACAACAGGCUAGUGCAGUUACUGCACCAAAGUGUGGCGUAUCAGAUGGAGUUCAGUCGAUAUCAUCCCAAAACUAUCCCCAAGGUAUCGACGUUACUUCGAGACUUCGAAUGUGAGGUGCUGCCGAACGCAGUCAAAAGCACUUACGUUGGUCACUCGCAGAAUGUAAAAUUUGUCACGUUCGUGGGAACGGACGGUGAGUUAUUGGCGUCUGGAUCCAGCGAUGCCACGAUUAAGCUCUGGCCGACUGAACUGCCCGAUACGCAUCAGGAGAGCGGCGAAGAGCAAGUGGACGAGACCACUGGCACUGUUUGUCGUCAAUGGACGCGAGAUCUGCUUGGCCAUUCGUCCAGAAUCUGGUAUCUUACUGCGAGUGCGUCGGGGGAGCGUCUCUAUUCCGGAUCGGGUGACGGGACCGUGAAGGUUUGGGAUCUUCGUGCAGCUUUAGAAGAGCGUGCUGUCGCUCAGCAGGCUCUGGAUGAUGGCGACGACCUGUUAAACGGUCAGCGUGGAUCUAACGUCAUGCAGUCUGCUGCAGCGGAUGUUUCCUGUGGUGCCACCUCCGCGAUUGCUGCUACAACAUUGCCUCACAAUUACUCGGUGACGUCAUCGGAGUGUCUAGCCACACUCAUGAGUCCAAACGGUGGCGAUGUGUACACAGUGAACUUGCAUCCCAGUGAGACGCAUUUGGUGACUGGAGGCUACGACCAGAGUGUGCGCUUGUGGGAUAUUGCUACUGGCGCAGUGGUCAAGACUUUCCGCAAUCACUUUGCGUCCGUGUGCGAUGUCCAGUUUAACAGACAUGCCAACUUCAUUGUGAGCGGCUCAAAAGAUGGCACCAUUCGAUUGUGGGAUAUCCUUAGUGGACUGUGUGUCCACACAUUACGUCAGACACUUGGAGAAGUCACGUCCAUCUCGAUGGCUUCAAAUGGCUACACACUGCUAAGUGGCUCACGUAACAACAGUAAUCGUCUCUGGGACUUGCGAAUGCUUCACACUCCACGUGCUCACCUGUCAACUGGACUGAGUAGUGGUGCAUCGACUGGAUCAAGUGGGUCUCUCAGUAGUUUCUCGAUCGGAGGCAACGGAGGCGUCGUGAAUGGCUACGGAUCGGGCUACGUUUCCGCCAAUGGAGUUGGAAUUUCAGGAGGCGCUGGUUAUGGUAGCAGUGGCAACCUAAGCGCAAGUGGAAGUAUUAGUGGUGGAAGCACCGGCUUCUCAGGUAUACACCAUGCAGAGCAACGCCCCCUCCAGCGCUUCAAGGGACAUCAAAACACAGCGAAAAACAUCGUGCGAGCAUCCUUCGGUCCACGCGAGAGUUUUGUCCUGGGUGGAUCGGAGGAUGGCUACGUGUACGUGUGGGAAGUGGCUACGGGCAAGUUGCUGGAACGCCUUUCUGGUCACCGUGGUGUUACGUAUAAUGCGCGAUGGCACGAAAAGCAGGCGUUGCUUGCUUCAAGCUCCCAUGACGGCACCGUUAAGACGUGGUGGUGGCAAGACAAAGCCAACUAA